Messenger RNA from Cordyceps militaris CM01, 1428 nucleotides. RefSeq names its product DUF89 domain protein. The record is from RefSeq and is a predicted model, not a curated record. The transcript has 5 exons. Gene Ontology annotation, cellular component: cytoplasm; nucleus. Gene Ontology annotation, molecular function: phosphatase activity. NCBI's taxonomy places the organism in Eukaryota, Fungi, Ascomycota, Sordariomycetes, Hypocreales, Cordycipitaceae. The coding region runs from base 1 to 1428 and encodes 475 amino acids. Gene Ontology annotation, biological process: DNA damage response.
AUGGAGUUUGAUACUAAGAUUCCCAAGUCCGUCACAAGCGACCCCCUCUCCUUUGCCAGCGAAUCUGUUCGCAAGAGGUGGCCCGUGAUUCUGACCGGUACCGUCGACGACAUCUACAAGACCAUCUCCCAGACCGACGAUGCGGAGAAGCAGGACGAGGGCAAGAGAAUCGUCGAGAAGCUCGGCGCCCUCAAGUACGAGGUCGAGCACAACAAGCCCCUGACGCCCAUUGUCGACGAUGGCUUCACCGACGAGGUCGCCGAGUACAACAAGGAGGUGGCCGCCCUCGGCAACCCGCCCACCUGGCACGACGUCCCCUGGCUGUUUUCCGAAUGUUACAUGUAUCGUCGCAUAAGCACAUUCUUCUCCACCACGAAGCACUGGAAGGAAUACGACCUCUUUUAUCGCCAAAAGAUGGACACGUUUCGCACCUCGCGCAAUGCCGUCCUCGAGCUCGCCGCCCGUUACAAGGAAUUCGUCACAGAACUGCAAAGCAACACGGACGCCACCCACAACGCCGACGCUGAGCAGAUACUUUUUACCGAAAUGUUCGAGGUCUGCCUCUGGGGCAACGCCACUGACCUCUCCCUCCUCACCAACAUGACGUACGAGGACAUUCAGAAGCUGCAGGGCAGCGAGGCCCGCAAGGCCGCUGAGAAGAACAUCAUCGCCAACGACCUGCCCCAGGUCUACGAGUCGCUCCGCCAGGCCCGCGCCGCCGGAAAGACUGAGCGCCGCGUCGACUUUGUCCUCGACAAUGCCGGCUUUGAGCUCUGGGUCGACCUCGUGCUCGGCGGCUUCCUGUUGGCGUCAGGUCUGGCUACCCAGAUUGUGUUGCGCCCCAAGUCUAUUCCAUGGUUCGUCUCGGACGUGCUGCCUGCCGACUUUAGUGGCCUCCUCAACGCCAUACAGGACCCGCGCGCCUUUUUCGAGACGCCCUCGGACGACGACAAGCUGCAGGGCAAGACGCCGGUCCCGCUCUCCGACAAGGAGGUGGCGGAUCUUGAGUUUGUCUUCAAGCACUGGACAGAAGCGCACGCCGAGGGCCAGCUCAUCAUGCGCCCCGACCGCUACUGGACUACUGGUGGUAGCUUCUGGCGUCUGCCGCACGAGAGACCUGAUUUGCUUGAGGAUCUCAAGGAAGCUGAGCUUGUCAUCUUCAAGGGUGAUCUCAACUACCGCAAGUUGACUGGUGAUGCUUGGUGGGACGCCACCACACCCUACACUGAGGCCAUCGGUCCCAUGGGCCCGGCAUCGGGUGCCAACAUCAUGUCACUUCGCACCGUCAAGGCUGAUGUUGUCGUCGGCCUGCCCGCCGGAAAAGACGAGGAGCUCAAGGCCACGCCCGACGGCGGUGGCAACACAGGUGCCCGUAAAUGGGGCUGGCGCGGCAAGUGGGCUGUUAUAUCAUUCUCCAAGGGCCAUUGA